This is a messenger RNA of Achroia grisella, 10161 nucleotides long. RefSeq names its product rho-associated protein kinase 2 (gene rock1). NCBI's taxonomy places the organism in Eukaryota, Metazoa, Arthropoda, Insecta, Lepidoptera, Pyralidae. Gene Ontology annotation, biological process: cortical actin cytoskeleton organization; mitotic cytokinesis; Rho protein signal transduction. Gene Ontology annotation, molecular function: ATP binding; Rho-dependent protein serine/threonine kinase activity; small GTPase binding. The coding region runs from base 1 to 4074 and encodes 1357 amino acids. The record is from RefSeq and is a predicted model, not a curated record. The transcript is spliced from 13 exons. Gene Ontology annotation, cellular component: cytoskeleton; cytoplasm.
AUGGAGACGGUAAAAGAUGAGCAGCGUCUCCAGCGGCUGCGUGCACUGGAGGAUCAGCUCUGCGACCCACGUUCCACUGGCAACGUGGACUGUCUGCUGGACACUGUAACGGCGCUCGUCUCCGACUGUGUCCACCCGGCUAUCCGCCGUAUGAAAAAUGUCGACGCCUACACAAGUAGAUAUGAGGAAUUUUCUUCAGAAAUUAUUAAUUUACGUAUGAAGGCAGCUGACUUUGAUUUAAUAAAAGUAAUUGGCCGUGGAGCAUUUGGUGAAGUACAACUAGUCAGACAUAAGUCCACACAUUUAGUGUAUGCCAUGAAACUUCUCAGCAAAGUUGAAAUGAUCAAGAGGUCAGACUCUACUUUCUUCUGGGAGGAGCGACACAUAAUGGCACAUGCAAAUUCUGAAUGGAUUCUAAAAUUGCACUUUGCUUUUCAAGAUCUCAAAUAUCUUUACAUGGUGAUGGAUUACAUGCCAGGUGGCGACCUUGUUAGCCUUAUGUCUAAUUAUGAUAUACCAGAGAAAUGGGCAAAGUUCUACACAAUGGAAAUUGUAUUGGCUUUAAAUGUCAUACAUGGUAUGGGUUUUGUGCAUAGAGAUGUAAAACCAGAUAACAUGCUAAUUGAUAAGUAUGGUCAUUUAAAAUUAGCUGAUUUUGGCACUUGCAUGAGGAUGGGCCCUGAUGGCCUUGUACGUGCCAGCAAUGCUGUUGGAACACCUGACUAUAUUUCACCUGAAGUUUUACAAUCACAAAAUGGUGAAGGUGUUUAUGGACGUGAGUGUGACUGGUGGGCUGUGGGUAUUUUUUUAUAUGAAAUGUUAAUUGGUGAUCCACCAUUUUAUGCAGAUAGCUUAGUGGGAACAUAUGGAAAAAUUAUGGAUCAUAGAAAUUCUCUGCAAUUUCCUGAUGAUGUUGAAAUUUCAAAGGAAGCUAAAUCACUUAUCAGAGGUCUCUUAACUGAUAGAACUAAAAGAUUGGGCAAAAAUAGUGUUGAUGAAAUAAAGCAACAUCCUUUCUUUAUUAAUGAUCAAUGGAGUUUUGAAAAUCUUAGGGAUUCUGUUCCACCAGUGGUACCUGAGUUAUCUAGUGAUGAUGACACAAGAAAUUUUGAUGAUAUAGAAAAAUCUGAUGCCCUGGAUGAAUCCUUUCCAGAACCCAAAGCAUUUGUAGGUAAUCAUUUACCAUUUGUUGGUUUCACUUAUAAUGGUGAUUAUCAGUUGUGCGGUGGUAAAUUAAAACCUGCAGAUGUAGUUGAUACUAUCUCUAAUAAUCACAUUAAUAAUGUUGGAUCUGAAGCAAUAUUACAACUGGAAAAGCUCUUAGAGCGAGAAAGAGAAAAUAGACGUAAACUGGAAAAUCGGCACGAAAUUCUUUGUGGUCAAGUUGAGGAAUUGUGUGAGAGAGAAUCUAGAAGCAAAAAGAUCAUUGCUGAUACAGAUAAAGAAUUAGCUUUACUGAGACACAACCUAAAGGAACUACAACGAAAAGCUGAAAUAGAAGCAGAAUCUAAAAAGAAAGCUGAAGCCAAUUAUAUUGAAGCCAAGCGUCGGCUGGAGGAGGAACAAAACAAAAGAGCAAAAGAAUUUAUUAAUCUACAGAGUUACAAUGACAAGAUUAAUGCUUUAGAGAAGCAAUUAUCUGAAGUAAGGGAAAAAUUGAAACAAGAAUCUGAAGCAGCAGCUAAAUCAAGGAAACAAGCAGCAGAGCAGUCGGCAGCACAAGCUGCUGCUGCUGCUAUGAAUGAUGGUGCUGUUGCCAAUUUGCGCGCACAAAGGGACGCUUUAGAACGUGAGCGCAGUGUGCUCUCUGACGAAUUAGGGGCAGUGAAAGCUGCCAAACAACGUUCUGAUGCAGCUGUGAUUGAAGCUAAUAGUAGACUAAAUGCAGCUCAUGCUGAAUUCGAAAGAACAUCUACUAAACUAGCACAAACUCUAGCAGAUAAUAGACAGUUGUCUGAACGUGUAUCAUCAUUGGAAAAGGAAUGUGCAUCUCUGGCACACGAAUUACGAGCUGCACAGCAUCUCUAUCAACAAGAAUUACGUGCUCAUCAAGACACUCAACGAUCUCAGAUGCUCUCUAAACAAGAAGCCAAUUUGGAAAUAGUUAAAGCUCUUCAAAGUAAACUAAAUGAAGAAAAAACGGCGAGACAGCGGUCCGAAUCUGCAUGCCAAGAGAAAGAUCGUCAGAUGUCGAUGUUAAGUGUAGACUACAGGCAGAUGCAACAACGUUUACAAAAACUUGAAGGGGAACAUCGUCAGGAGAGUGAAAAGGUGGUGGGCUUGGCCGCGGCCCUUGAACAAGAGCGUACUGCGCGACUGGCAGCUAGCGGCGAGGCCGCUACGGCUGAAGCAGCAAUCCGCGCCGCCAACGCAGAAAGGGAUGCCCGCGCUCGUGAAAUUCAAACGGUUCGAUCUGCAUUACACGACAUCGAGGAGAAACUUGCUGCAACCAGCGCCGAGCGGGAUAUGCAUUAUGCUAGGAGUGAAGAGCUUCGUUCCCAACUAGAAAACGAGCAGCACUAUUGCAUGGUGUACAGGAGCCAAGUGAACGAACUACAACGGCAGAUUGAGGAGAACUCGCGGUCCAUAAGAGACUUGGAGCAGGAGCGCGCUAGUCUGAUGCAUCAAUUGCAGCUGGCCAUCGCCCGAGCCGACUCCGAAGCUAUUUCUAGAUCAAUAGCAGAGGAAACAAUUGGUGAGCUGGAGAAAGAGAAGACCAUGAAAGAGUUGGAGAUGCGCGACGCCCUGUCUCAACACCGCAGCGAGGUUGCGGCGCGGGACGCCCUCGUGCAGGGUCUCCGCGAUAGGGACCAUGAGAACCGCGCCACCAUCGACCUACAACGAAAGGAAGUAGAUGAGCUCCGCCGCAAUGGCACAGCGUUAGCGGAGAGAGUCGCGACGUUGCAACGACUGCAAGAGGACGUAGACAAGCUCAACAAGAAACUCAACUCUGAGAUCAUGCUCAAACAACAGGCUGUCAACAAACUCGCAGAGAUCAUGAACAGAAAAGAUAUGAACCCGACCACAACGAAGAACAAAAACAAAAUGUCGGUCCGCAAAGACAAGGACUACAGGAAACUUCAACAGGAGUUGACGCGCGAGAAGGAGAAGUUCGACCAGCUGGUGGUGAAGCUGCAGCGCGACCUGCAGGACACGCAGCAACAGGUGGUGGAGGAACAACAGACACGCUUGCGACUCGCCAUGGAGGUGGACAGCAAAGAUGCAGAAAUAGAGCAACUAAAAGAAAAACUUGCUGCUUUAACAAGCGAAACUGCCUCACAAUCGUCCGCCGACGCGGAGGAUGGCGAAACAGAGCAAACACUUGAAGGUUGGCUCUCAGUACCCUUCAAGCAGAACAUACGCAGGCACGGCUGGAAAAAGCAAUAUGUUGUCGUCUCCUCCAAAAAGAUUAUAUUUUACAACUCGGAGAAUGACAAAAUGAAUACUACAGAUCCUGUUAUGAUUUUAGAUUUGAGCAAGGUGUUCCACGUGCGGUCGGUGACGCAGGGCGAUGUGAUCCGCGCGGACGCCAAGGACAUCCCGCGCAUCUUCCAGCUGCUGUACGCGGGCGAGGGCGAAGCGCGGCGACCCGGCGACCUCGCAGAUCUCCCGCCUGAUUCCGCUGACCACGCUGGUAACACCGUGCAACACAAAGGCCACGACCUAGUGAGCAUCACGUACCACAUGCCCACCGCGUGCGAGGUGUGCACGCGCCCGCUCUGGCACAUGUUCCGUCCGCCGCAAGCGUACGAGUGUCGACGGUGCCGGAUGAAGAUCCACGCGGAGCACGUGUCGGAGGGCGAGGGCGGCGCGGGAGUGGCGGCCUGCAAGCUGCACGCGGACCGCGCGCGGGAGCUGCUGCUGCUGGCGCCCGCCGCGCCCGACCAGCGCCGCUGGGUCGCACGCCUCGCGCGCCGCGUGCAGCGCCACGGGUACCGCGCCGCGCACACCAACCACGACCACACCAAGCUCUCGCCCAGAGACUCCAUGCGCUCGAACCUAAAGCCCGCGUACAUGAACGCGUCACAGCGCAGCUCUACACUGCCGGCUAACGCGUCAAUACCUCGGCAGUGAAGGACGUUGGUGACGUCCUGCGUUACACUGAACGUCCGCCCGACGUCUGCCGACGUCCGCCCGACGUCCGUCCGACGUAUGCCGACGUCCACCCGACGUCCGCCCAGCCUUCGGACGUUAAUUGGACACUCUGUACACGUCCGCCCGAGGUUGCAUCCACUAUAUAUCGGAAUUGAAUAGUCUAGCUUCAUCGGUUUUUGUACUAACAUAUUUUCGACAUAUCCAUUCGAGUAGCUAGUUUUGUUAAAGUUCAAAACUGCUAAUUUUUGACCGUGUUGUCCCUAUCUGGAAGUAUUUUAUCUCGCGUAUUUCAUGUGUACACAAUGAUUAUUCGGAAUCUAUAUUGAAAAAUUAUCUGUAUUUUGGUUCAGUGUAUUUAGCUAGUCUUGUAAUAAUUUUUAGGUCCGUUUAUUAUUCGAAUUGUUUACACGAGUUCAGCUUCUCUGCUGUGAUAGAUAUUGAAAAUAUUUAUGUUAAUAUUAUGUACUUAGAUGUUUAUGUCGGUUAUUUAGAGCGAUAUGCUGCUAAGUGCGAGUGAUGAAACUCGCAUGACCGAUACACAAUGAGAAUCCUUAGACUUGUUAGUGAAAUGUGGAAGAUGAACGCUUGUUUGUUUAGUUGUUCUGCAUUGUUUUACAAAUGCUGACAAUAUGUGGCCAAUAUAAAAUUUAUAUACGUGGAGUAAAAAUAUGAAUUACGAUGUUAGCAUCUUAUUGAUUUCUGAAUGGAAGGAUAUAUGACAUAUAUUUAUAGGCGUUGUAUCAUAACACGUGGAGGGAGUCAAUAAUUCGAUUUAUACAUAGUUGUUACAACCAGCUUACUAUUAUGUGAUUUUAGUAUGUAAUGAAUAUCAUUUCGAGUGGCCUGAUUGUUUUAAUAUUUAUCCAAAUAUGUAUUAAUGUUUUAAUAAUAUUACCAAUGUGGAUUCAUGUAUAUAUUUGUUUGUGUUUAUAUUGCGAUUUUAUCUUGCUUCUAUAAGUAUGUUUGUCAAAGUUGUUCGUGGUCAAAUCUAAUUCAUCUUUCUGAUUGAGACUAAUUGCAUCAUGUAGUAUCUAAUUUUAUUCACGUUUUACAUCUUUGGUGAAUUUCUUGUAUACUUAAUACAGAGUUAUCGGAUAGAUCGUUUUGGAAAACUUUAAUAACAGAUGUUAAUUGUGACAAAGUUUUAGGUAAGAUAUCAUUUUACUUGCUCUCUCUUAUGUUUUAAACGUAAUGCAUUUCUGUUAUACUCAGAAAUAUACAAUGCAGAUAACAACUGCUUAAUUGCUUAAGUUAUUUCAAGUAUAAUUAUUGAAACAUUUACUACUGAAAUUAAGCUAAAAUGAAAUAAUAACAUAAUACUUUCACCUUAUGAACCAUGGCGUUGGUAAAAUCACCGCUUAAUAUUAAGAAGACAAUCCUAGCUAAAAAAACGCUGCUAUUCACUAUGUCACAUUUAACAGUCGACGGAUUUGUGAAAUAACUAAAAAAUCACCUGUAUCAAUAGAAACAGUAACAUUUUUCACUUUAUGUUAUUGAAGUUGUAAUUGUGUCAUGAUGUAUUAUUAUUAUUAUUAUUAUUGUAAUUUAAAUUAUAAUAAGCAAUAUUAAGGAGAAAUUCGUAAAAAAAUUCAGAGAGAGCUUUAACAAUAAACAGCGUCAUUGAAAAUGAUGAUCAAUUAAAAUAUUUCACGCAAAUAUGUAAAGGAUAUUUGGUCGCUUGAUUUACGUUAUAAAUUGUUUAUUUUUUAUGAACAUAUUUUUACCAGACGAGCAUUUUGUAUUUUGGUACGAUUUUAUGUUGGAACACCUAUGGUUUGGUUUUCUGAUAUAUUUAUAUAAGUGGAUUUAGACUUUAUACAACAGAUAGAACAGUACAAAAAACUACAUAUAUAAUAGAAUCAGGUAUAUUCUGUUUUUCUAGUUGCAUAUAAAUGUCUUUUUUUCGAAUUUACUCAUUGAAUUAGGUAUAAAGUCAUUUAUGUCUAUUAAGAUGUAACCUGUUUUAAUCUAUUUGUUUAUGUUAUACACCACUAUUUCUAAAAUCAUAUCACGAUCACUAAAUAUGCCACUUAAACAAAUAGAAUAUAUUUAGGUUUAGAUUAAAAGCAAAAUGUACAAAAUCGUGCCUGAAUGUAGUUGAGAAAAUAAGAAUGCUAAUAACCUGCCUGCAAAGGCAGUUACUAUAAAAGUAGAGGACUAGAAGACAUCACUUGGUCUAAAUCCACCUUAUUAGAAGGGAAUAAUUAAUAUUGGUAUAUUUUGCUGAUGACUACAUUUACAUGUAAGGAAGCCAAUUUACUAACAAUUUAAGCAUUGGAUGUAUUUCAUCAACCUAAAUCCAGUGAUCGUAAUUUCAUCAAAUCAUUGUUUUAAAAAAUCUUUUGCUCAUUAUUCGCUCAGUACUUUCCUGUUAGAAGAAAUAGUUUUUAGUGAAUCAUUUAAUAUUUUAUAUUAUAGUUAUGGGCAAAGUCUCGUAUUUAUGGCCUCAUAUACAAGAUGUACAUAAAUAACUAAUUUUAUUCGAUGCACCAAUUCUUCUAUAUGUAUAUAAAAAAUGUAUUUAAGUAUUUCUAUCAAAGGUCUAGCACCCAUAACACAAGCUCUUGCUUAACUUGGGACUAGACAGCGCUGUGUGAAUUAUCCAAGUUUAUUGUUGUUGUUAUAAUUAUAAAGACUAGCAAAACGUCUAAGAUUUAUACAAAAUCUUUAAGGUGAUAGAAAAAUUCUAAAAACACACUUAUACUACGUAUUUGCACUGUUUUUAAUGACUGUUAAAUGUCCAGUAGCAAUAUUUGUAGUUAUACAAUGGUAUAUUGUAACUGGAAUCUAUCUUUACACAGCUGCACUGGUUACAAUUGUACACUGAUGAGCAUUGUCUGUGUUGGGCACUUGACACUGGAAUGCUGUAACUGUAAUACCUCUACAACGUAUCUCUAAAGUUUUAGAAGUAACAAUUUACAAUUUCAUAUCACAUUUUUCUAAUAAUAUUAUUUACUGUAAAUUGUUUCCAUAGUUGAGUGAUUUGCAUGAGGUCAAAGUAUUGACCACUGUUAAUUGACGAUUAAUCCUUAUCUGUUCACUCAAGUAUCUAAAAUUAGCGAUGGAUAUCGAACAUUUAAAGUUUCCCAUAGUCAAGUGCCAUGCUUAGAUACGCAACUAUACACUAAUAAAUGUAUCUUAUAAUGAAUAUUUACAAUGGCAGUACACAAUUUAUAGUGAAUUAUACACUAAUUACUAAAACUCAGGGACCUUAAUUAGAUUAAGUACAUUAGACACCGUCAUGCCGCUUUGCAUUUGGGGAAUUAACGAAAAUCAGUGCCAUAAAAUGACCUUCGUUUAUAGUCAAUCAUAACCAUUGCUCAAGUAGUACUUCUCUUCCAACAUCGCUUAACUACGUGACAUUUUUUCGGGCUUCCUUGUAUGGGGAUACAAAAUGGUCACUUUAGAGAUUCAAAUAGACAUAAGAAAUACCAUAGACAUUAAUAAAUACACUGUGACACACGUAUCGUUUAUGCGCUGCUAUUCACGACUAAAGUAUUAAAUAUUAUCCUAUAACCAUGUUUUAUCUUACAUUAUUUCUGAAUAUUAUUCUAAAUUUGAAUAAGCAAAACAUAUUUUUUACUAGAAAAAUCAAAUGAAUAAGAGUUAUUUGAAUAAAUUACGUAUAAGUUUGAAUUUAUUUGAAUUUUGUUUUCACGUCAAUGCUAGAUAAAGUGACGUGUGAAGUAAAAUUUGACGACUAUAUACGAUAUAUGUAAUAUGCAAUAAUUUGUGCCUUUUAAAUUAAUUAAUGAAUUGCAAGUAUGAAUAGUUAUAUUAUCUUACUAUGAGUCAAUUUAGUGGCCAUUUUAGGUAUCUUGUUUAUAAAGGGGUUUGUAAUGGAAUAAGUUUUCGUAAAUUUUCGUGUCUGAGGACAGUAUUUAUAUGUAAGGAUAUUUCCAUUUUAAAAACUUUCCAUGUUAUUUGGGAUCGGACUUAUUUUAAUAUUUUCCUUAAAUGUUUCUUACUAAUUAAUAAUAAUAAUUCUGUUUUAUCGUAAUAUGUAGUUAAGAUGCAAUGGAACAACGUAUUAAUUACUUUUUGUUAGCAAAUUACUAGAUAUAUUGAGUCCCCUAUGAUUUUAUUGAAGCAAGUAUGCGGUGGUGAUGUGCGAUAUAUUAUACAAUUUAGUGCCAAAUAUUAACUAACUCGUCGAAACAGUGCGGUACAUAUACUAAUAAUACCUACCAAUGAAGAUGUACAAAAUUUGUAAUUAUUAUCAGCCUCGUUGGUUGUGCGAUUUGACAACAUAUUUAGAGAUCUUAAAAUAUCUAUAUACUCAUUGUGAUGUAGGUGUUGUGAUUUGAAUGUACAAAACUAUUAAUGUACUUAUACAUUUUGCUUGCAAACAUUGUCCCUAUUAUUUUUUUAGUCUUCUGGACUUAGAUUAUAACGAAUUUAUAUAAUGUCCACCAUUCAUAAUUAUCGAUUUUAUUUACUUCAGGAAAGUUGCUUACCGCGAGCCUUUGUUUGUAAUGCAUCUCGUUAUGUUAAAGUAUUUGUAUGUUACAACCUAACUCUCACGUUUAAACACCUUGGCUAUGUCAGAAACGAUUCUGGUGCAAAAUGUGACAACCGUACAUUCGCAAUAAUAUCCACGACAUAAAACGUUACCUAAUAUUACAUACGUAUUGCUGAUCCGUGAUGCAAUUGUAACAGCAACGUAUUCUACACUCGCGGCUCUAUCUCUAACAUACCAUUUUUAAUCUGCUUAAUCGAUCGAUUAAUGCGGAAGCUUCGUUUUAAUUUGUAUAUAUAUAUUUAAUAAAUUAUUAAUGUGCUGCUUCUUGUUGUUUGCGAUUGGAAUGUGCCUCGGCCACCGUCAGGAAGGGACCGCUUCGGUUAGUGAAGGCUCUGGAUAGCUGUGAUAAAUAGAACGUGUCUAAACACCAGUGGUGCUAAAGGGAUGCCGGCCUCCGACGCAUUGUUACUAGUGAUUCUUGUUACAUAUUAAAUGCCCUGUUUAAUAUUAGCUCUACAAACUGUUUACAUUCCCGCAAGCGAAUGCUCUGUUGAGUUUUGUUUAUCUUAGUUUUAUGUUCAUACAGUUUCGUCACGGCUUUAUGUCCAUUUUAUCAUUUAAUUUUUGUUAGUUUUUAAGUGUAAUCGACAAUCUCUGCGUACAUUAUUACGAAUUUUAAAUUACGUACUUAAGGUAUAUUUCAAUACACUUAGGCAUGCGCUUAUUUUUGAUGUGCAUUUGUUAAUUGUAAUAUAUUAGGGCAGCUACUCUGUUCAUUAUUCAUAAUCAUUCAUUCCAUAAUGUAAUCUCAUGAAAUAAGCGUGCCGCAUUCGAUAAUGGUUAUAUUGCCAAAGAAAUUGAAAAUUAUCAAAACAAUUUGGAUAUUUACUGUUCGUUUACAAUUACCGUAAAAAUAACAUAUACAUACGAGUAAUACAUAAUUAUUAUAUAUUUUUUUAAAUAACUGCAUAAUUUAUAAAUCUGUUUUUAUUUUAUGACAUUUUCGGGGAGUAUUUUUCCUCCAGUGACUGGGAGCUUUAAGAAAUACUCCCAAAUUGUCUCCUGUUAUGAACAUAUUUAUAUGGAAUAGGACAAUGUAAAGUUUAUAUGAAAUAUUUAUUAUAAUAAUUAUUGAAUUACACUUUCUGUAGUACCAUCAUACUUAUCAUGCUAAAAUUAUAAGUUCCUAACUAGAUUUUCAUUAGUUAAAAAACAAUUCAGUGAGUUGCCGUGGUCUAUUUAGUGGACUUAAUUAAAAUGCUUUAUUAUAUAUCAUACUAUUUUAUUAAUAAUGUUGAAUCUAUAAUUUCGAUCAUGAUUAGGUAAUUACUUUAGUCUUUGGACCCCAGAAAACAAAUGUUAUGUAAUAUAUAUACAUUUGUGUCAUGCAAUAUUGAAGCAAACUACGUGCCUUAGCUACGGCCCAUUCCCAUAUCACCUGGGCAUACUAUGUUAGUAACUUAGUUAUUGUAAUGUACAUAAAUAUGUUUUCAAAUAAACCAAUAUUUUAUGGAAUUUUUGAAUUUUGUAUAUUGUAAAGAAUAAUUAAUUUUAUCAUAAAAUUAAUGCCUAGUUUAUAAGUAUAUCAUCAGCGAAAUAAUAAC